AAAAAACAUGUAGCAGACGGAAUAUGAAAGUGGUUGGUGUAAAAGUGUGUGAGUGUAGAAGGAUUGUGAACGUGUGGGAAUGUGUUUUAAGUUAAUUACAUCUAAUAUUUGAAAGAAAACUAUCAUACUGUAUAAAAGAGUUUUGUGUCGCACAGUAGAAACUUACGGAAGUGUCGCACAAUGUCUGUACAGCAAAGAACGCUAGAUUGCAAAGAUCUGCAUUCGUAUUUGAAAACCCUGCCGGCAGCCGUGCUGGAUCGAUUGUACAAUCAUCCAGCCACAUGUUUAGCCGUUUUUAGAGAAUUACCUGAAUUAUCCAGGAUUUACAUUAUGAGAAUAUUGUUUGUUGAUCAGGCUGUCCCCAAAGCAAUCAUGGGCUCUUGGGUUUCACCAAACAGCGCAAAGGAACUUGAAGAUAUUGUGAAGUUGCUGACAGAGCUUCGUGUUUGGCAAGAAGUUGAGAUGCAAGGUGGACUAAAGGGCUGGUUGCUGAAUCCCACAUUCAGAAGAAACUUGAAAGGGGCUCUGUUGGGCGGAGGAAAUGAAUGGAGCAUGAAGCCAAAUACAGAUGCUGAUCCAAAAGCCAGAGGCAUUGCUGUUUUGGAUGAAUAUGCCAUGGGAAGGUGGGAGUGUGUGCUACACUUUAUGGUUGGUUCCCAUCAGCAUGAAGCCAUAUCUUCUGAUGCACUGCAAAUAUUACAACAUGCAGGUCUCAUGAAAAAAGAACCUGGGGACAACCAAUUGUCAAUAACAAAAGAUGGCUUCCAGUUCCUCUUGAUGGACACAUCUGCUCAAGUUUGGUAUUUCUUGUUGCAGUACCUUGACACUGCUAACUCCAGGAACUUAGAUUUGAUCGAUUGCUUGGGAUUUUUAUUCCAGCUUAGCUUCAGUACACUAGGCCAAGAUUACAGUACAGAUUCCAUGAAUGACGGUCUUCAGAAAUUUUUGCAACACCUUAGAGAAUUCGGACUUGUCUACCAAAGAAAGAGGAAAGAUGGCAGAUUCUAUCCUACAAGGCUAGCAUUGGACAUAGCUGCAGGUCCCAAAAAAUCCAUGCUUAACAGCUUGAAUGCUUCAAGUCAGGCAACCGGUUAUAUUGUCGUGGAGACAAAUUACAGGGUUUAUGCAUAUACGGAUUCAAGCUUGCAAGUGGCAUUGAUUGCCCUAUUUUGUGAGCUCAUUUACCGCUUUCCAAAUUUGGUCGUUGGUAUUAUCACACGAGAGAGCGUCAGAGAGGCGUUAAAGAGGGGGAUCACAGCAGAUCAAAUUGUGUCUUUCUUAAGGCAACAUGCACAUUCCGAGUGCUACAAAGAACCGCCAGUGCUCCCGUCUACCAUCGCAGAUCAAAUCAAACUGUGGGCAAUCGAAAGGGAUCGAUUUCUUUAUAAAGAUGGCGUCCUUUAUAAUCAGUUUGACUCGCAGGCAGAUUUUGAAAUCUUACGAAAUUACGCCCAGGAGAGAGGAUUGCUUGUUUGGCACACACUGAAUGGCCGAAAAAUGGUUGUCACCAAGGAAGGUCACGAUGAAUCCAAAGAAAAGAUGACCCGCGGAGUAAGAAGAGGAUGCAUUCGACUAAAAGGCGCUAUUGUUGGUAUUGAUGACGAAGACGAUACGACAUUCACUGUAACAGUUGAUAUGAAAGUGUUCCACCUACAAGCAAAAGACGCAGAAGAGAGAGAAAAGUGGAUUAGAGGACUAGAAGAUACCAUUCUAAGACAUGCCCAACUUCAAAGGAGACUUGACCCGAAUCAUCCAACCCCAACAAUGCAAGAUUUUGACAAAAAAUUGACUGAAACAGAUUCCUAUUUGCAAAUAUUAAUUGAUCAAGUCAAGGCACUGGAAGUUCGGAUUGAACAAGGCAAUGAUGAUCAAGAGAAGAUGCGCUUGUGUUCAAUAAGAGACAGAGCAAAUGAAAUGUUAGAAUCUAUUAAGCAUACAAUAGUAUUGCUCCAAAUUGCAAAGAAUACCACCCAUCCUGUCAAUGGAGUCCAAGUUGCAGCUCCCAUUACAUUUUUCCAGUCAUCUCCAUCAGACACUUUGAAAAUCACUAAUAAUCAACAACCUGUGAAAGUUAAUUUGACAAAUGAGGUUGUUUCUGUGAUAACUUCAAUGGAAGAGGUGCCCGUGCAAACUGGAAUUGAGCUAGGGGCCGAAUGUGUUGAACGACGAGGUGGAAAUGUGGAAUGCACUGACAGUUUGAGACAACCUCCUGUCAUCAGCUUAGAGCAGCCUCCGGGAUUUUAUGGCCAGAGACCGCUUGCACUAGAAAUCCCUGAAACUUCAUACUCCAGCUCCGAAGAUGAAGAUUUUUUCGAUGCGACUGAAAACAUGGGACAAUCCCCAAUGCUGCCAACGCCCAGUACAAAAACUUUGGACGAGCUGGAAACUUCUUCAAGGAAUCAGUCAUCAGACACAGUCGAUUAUGAUGCUUUGUAUGAGGAUUCGGAUGAAGAUGAUUUGGGUUCAAUGGAAUCGCAUGGGAGUGUCGUAACCCAUUUGCUGUCGCAAGUCAAGCUUGGCAUGGAUUUGACCAAAGUCGUGCUUCCAACAUUUAUUUUGGAGAGGCGUUCUUUACUGGAGAUGUAUGCUGAUUUUUUCGCCCAUCCAGACAUAUUUGUUGGAAUCGCGGAUUUCACCGAACCACGCGACCGGAUUGUGCAAGUAGUUCGUUGGUUUUUAUCAGCAUUUCAUGCCGGAAGGCGGUCAGAAGUUGCAAAGAAACCCUACAAUCCCAUCAUAGGGGAAACUUUUCGUUGUUGGUGGGACGUAAGCAAGGAUAAGCCGAUUGCAGAGAAUUUGGUAAGUGAUGGCCCUGUUCCGUGGUGUGACGCCAAUCAGUUGACUUUCGUCGCCGAACAAGUUUCCCAUCAUCCUCCAGUGUCUGCUUUUUAUGCGGAACAUUAUGGCAAGCGAAUAUCCUUCUGUGCCCAUAUUUGGACCAAGUCAAAGUUUCUCGGACUCUCAAUUGGCGUCCAUCAUAUUGGUCAAGGAUGUGUCUCUCUGCUGGAUUAUGACGAAGAAUACAUCAUCACAUUUCCAAACGCUUAUGGCAGAUCAAUAUUGACCGUACCUUGGGUUGAGUUGGGUGGAAGCGUCAGUAUUACCUGUGCUAAAACUGGCUACGGUGCGACGGUCGAGUUCCUCACCAAGCCCUUUUACGGAGGCAAGAAGAACAAAAUUACGGCGGAAAUCUUGCAGCCCGAUAGGAAACCCUUUGUCGCCAUAUCGGGAGAAUGGAACGGUGCCAUGAUAGCUAAAUGGACUGACGGGAAAACGGAAGAAUUUGUGAAUGUUAACGCGAUGUCAAUUGUUCAAAAACGAGUGCGCCCCGUAGCAGAACAAGAGGAAUUCGAAUCUCGUCGUUUAUGGCGUGAAGUCACGCUCGGUCUCAAAUUUAAUGACAUUGAUCUGGCCACAAAAUCUAAAUCAAGCUUGGAGCAUCGACAGCGGGAAGAAGCCCGGAUACGCAAAGAAGCCAACGAGAAAUGGGAGACAAAACUGUUCUCGCUAGUUGGAGAUAACUGGAUAUACGACAAACCUCUCGUGAAACGUCUAGCAGCUUCUGGAGCGCAACAGUAGAUUUGAUAUGCAUGUAAAAUGGAGGUUGAUCCCCAUGUUUUUCCGUAAUGUCUACAGUUUUAUAAGAAAAUUGCGUUCCCGUUUUGAAUUCGUAUAGCAGCUUGCCAUUUAUUUGAAAAAAUCAGAGAGUAUUUGUUCGAGUUAAAUUUGCUUGAUUUCACCCGGUUUUUGUCGAUUGUGCCUAACACUUUUUUGUUGUGUAUUAUCCGUACAUGCUAAGCGUUUGCAUACACCUCGUUUUGGCAUACGAGAAA
This is a messenger RNA of Daphnia pulex (common water flea), 3833 nucleotides long. Its product is annotated as oxysterol-binding protein-related protein 9-like. The record is from RefSeq and is a predicted model, not a curated record. Gene Ontology annotation, biological process: nucleotide-excision repair. Gene Ontology annotation, molecular function: lipid binding; double-stranded DNA binding; ATPase activator activity. NCBI's taxonomy places the organism in Eukaryota, Metazoa, Arthropoda, Branchiopoda, Diplostraca, Daphniidae. Gene Ontology annotation, cellular component: transcription factor TFIIH core complex; transcription factor TFIIH holo complex. The transcript is spliced from 21 exons. The coding region runs from base 181 to 3579 and encodes 1132 amino acids.